CGUACGUUGACUUCGCUCUGACGCCACGCCCACGCGCGCGGCAAAAACAAAAAUGACGUGCGCGCGGUAUUUCCCUAAAAUUUAGAUUUAAUUGUAUUAAUUUUUUGCAGAGUUUAUUGAUAGAAGCUCUAUAUUUUCAGGAAUAUACAAGCAAUAAGUAUUUGUUUUGUCCGGCAACAGUUGCUCAUUCGCAUUCUAAAGAGUAUUUUGGAUAUACAUGGUCAUGGAUUCUGCGGAGACGAGAUAUGGCCAUCUGCUGCAGCCGCUGCGGGACCUCACCAAGAACUGGGAUAUUGACUUGGCCAGCCAGCUCGGAGAGUAUCUUGAGGAGCUCGACCAGAUGACCAUUUCAUUUGAUGGUGGGAAAACCAUGAUGAACUUUGCAGAGGCUGCACUUUUAAUCCAGGGAUCAACUUGCAUCUAUGGAAGAAAGGUGGAGCUCCUUCACACUCUGGUGUUUCAAACAUUGGACUACAUCUCUAACAAAAACAAGAAGCAGAACAAACAAGGUUCUGCAUCAGACGGUAACAAUGAAGAUGCCCCUUCAGGCAAUCAAGACAAUGAUUGUGAGUUUGAUGAGAUUGAGCAGGAUGAGAAUGUCAACUCUCAGAAUAUAACGAUGAAAGUGCCAACAGAGCCAGUGAAGAUUAUCCGUCUCCCUCCUGAAUCUCUCAUUCCUGUAGAAUCACUCGAGAAACAGAAAUAUCCCCUUCUCAGUCCUAAAGGGGAGCUUCUUGGCAGCUGUAAGGAUUUUCGAAUUAAUAAUUUCACCAUGGACGAAUCCGGAUUAAUGCGUCUGGGCUCUUCCCACACUCACUUCCUCAAAGAGGUCACAGAAAUCCAGCACAACUUCUCUGUGCAUGCACCUGUGCCCUUAGACAACGAAGGUGUAGCUCAGGUUGUUGGUGGUUAUGAUGAAGAUGAUGUUGGCGCAGAGGUUCUUCCUCCACUGGAAGAUGAUGGGAUGGAGGUGGAGUCUGAAGAGAGGGUGGAAAGGCAUCAGGCCCCCAGUGAGGGGAGGAUGUUAAGACCGAGACCUGCAGUACAGCCAGUUCCAGAGGAACCCAAGCAGCUCAAGGAAAUUGUGGACCCUUGGAAAUGGCAUGAUACUUAUGCUGUGUUUGGGGAGGACAAACCCCUCAAAACAGGGAAGUGUUAUAAAGUGCCAGCAGGUCUUGAGGAGUCUGGAAAGAGGAAGAGGAAGGGUCCUUCAAAACUUCAGGACUUUGGGAGCUGGUACUCUAAAGCCUUUGAGACUGCGGAUCGCAAGCUUAAGAAUGGACCCGCUUUUCCUGACCUUAAUUACAUCUUUGUGAGUAACAUGGGUCAGCGUCUGAAAGUACAGAAGCAGAUACUCAGGAAAAGGGGUGUUUUUGUCUCUGAUGAGGAGUUAAAGAGAACUUUUUUGGAGCCAGAGAAUAUCGAGGACCGGGUCGAGGUUGUCCGGCAUCCAGACGAAGAGGGUGAGGACUUUUCAGAUGAGGAACAUGACAAUUUGGUUGAUGAUCUUGCACCUGCGGAGCACCUUGGUGAACGGGAGCAAAUUUUCCAUGACUUGCAUACGAGCCGGAUGAGUUAUGAAGACCUGGUCAAGAAGAGUGUGGACCUGUUUCUGGUAAACUCUCAGAAGUAUGCGCAGGAGACCGCGUUGUCUCGAAGAGUCAAAGAGUGGGAGGAUGGAAUCAACCCUCAUCUUGCUGCUCAGGAGACCAGUCCAGCUUUUGACAUCCAUGAGUAUGGAGACAGAAUUGUCCAAUCACUCUCUAACGUGGGAGUGAAAAAAUCUUUUGCCUUUGUCGUCAAAGGCAAAGAGAACACAGAAGCCUGCAGAUACAUGCUAGCUGCGCUACAGCUGGCUAAUGAUUACACAGUGGAGAUCGACAAGAGAGAGGGCCUCGAAGACAGCGUAGAUACUAUAGAGCUCACGCUACUGACUACACAGAGGGCUCAUGAACGUCUCAAAACCUACAAUGCACCCUCUUCUACAGAUAUUCUCUGAUCUUUUGUUUAUUGCUUAUCAUUUUUCUCCUUUUCCCCCAAACUGAAGCUAUUUAUCACUGACAGCAACAAAGAGAUAAAAUCCAAAAAUAGACUUUGUAUGCUUUUCUUUUCUUGGUCUUUUUUGCCAGGUAAUUCCUGUAUUCUGAUAUCCAGCACAUCACUUAGAUUUGGGUUUGGUCUUUAAAUAUGCUAGGAUGGAUGCGAGUCCUGAGAUGAAGGCAUAACAGGUGUUUGAGACCUGCCUUGCAUUUUAAUUCGCUAAUGUGUCAUUUUUGACUCCAAUUAUGAUAAAAGGCUGUAAAAUGGUUAAAAAGGUCAGUUUCUAUGCAUUCUCUAAUUUUAAUCUUUAAGUAAACUGCAUGCAUGUACCAUUUUUUUGUAGAAUUCUAUAACAAACAUAAAAAUAAAAAAAUGCUGCUGCACUAUUUAAAAAGU
Messenger RNA from Carassius auratus (goldfish), 2436 nucleotides. RefSeq names its product non-SMC condensin II complex, subunit H2 (gene ncaph2). Gene Ontology annotation, molecular function: chromatin binding. Lineage: Eukaryota; Metazoa; Chordata; Actinopteri; Cypriniformes; Cyprinidae. The record is from RefSeq and is a predicted model, not a curated record. The coding region runs from base 218 to 1999 and encodes 593 amino acids. Gene Ontology annotation, cellular component: condensin complex; nucleus. Gene Ontology annotation, biological process: meiotic chromosome condensation; mitotic sister chromatid separation. The transcript is spliced from 19 exons.